AAAACUCAUAAUGCCAAAAUGAUGACAAGCUUAACGUUUAAACGCGCUGUGUUGACUGGAAUUACAUUCAUAAGCCUUUCAGAAUUCUAUUUAACUAUAGUUGGAGCAGCAAUAACUGAAAGUGCGUUCAACCGACUUGUGAAAAGGGUUAACAAACUCUCAAAUGCUGUUGUAGAACAACAAAACGAUCUUAAGGACCAGGCUUCUGAAAUAGCUAAUUUGGAGAGAAACGCCAUCAAGCAGAAAAUACUAAUUGAAAAAUUGAACAAAAUUUGUAAUGAAAAAUGUAGAGUUGUUGAAGGUCAGAAGGGAGAAAGGGGUUUCCGAGGAAAGCGUGGAUAUCCAGGGAAAACAGGGCUCAAUGGAAACGCAGGUGUUAAUGGUACACAAGGGCCUAUUGGAUUUCCCGGGGUAAAAGGUGAUCAAGGUGAUCGAGGGUCUACAGGAGCAAUAGGUCCACCGGGGCAAAAGGGUGCAAAAGGUGAUCGAGGGCCUACUGGGCCAAAAGGUGACCUAGGGUAUACAGGAGCAACAGGUCUACCGGGGCAAAAAGGUACAAAAAGUGAUCGAGGGUCUACAGGAGCAACAGGUCCACCGGGGCAAAAGGGUGCAAAGGGUGACCGAGGGUCUACUGGGCCAAAAGGUGACAAAGGGUCUACAGGAGCAAUAGGUUUACCGGGGCAAACAGGUACAAAAGGUGAUCGAGGGUCUACAGGAGCAAUAGGUCCACCGGGGCAAAAGGGUGCAAAAGGUGAUCGAGGGCCUACUGGGCCAAAAGGUGACCAAGGGUCUACAGGAGCAACAGGUCUACCGGGGCAAAAAGGUACAAAAGGUGAUCGAGGGUCUACAGGAGCAACAGGUCCAUCGGGGCAAAAGGGUGCAAAAGGUGAUCGAGGGCCUACUGGGCCAAAGGGUGACCAAGGGUCUACAGGAGCAACAAGUCUACCGGGGCAAAAUGGUGCAAAAGGUGAUCGAGGGCCUUCUGGGCCUAAAGGUGACCAAGGGUCUACAGGAGCAACAGGUCCACAAGGGCAAAAAGGUCAAAAGGGUGAAAAAGGAAACUUCGAUGAUAGU
Owenia fusiformis is the source of this 1074-nucleotide messenger RNA. NCBI's taxonomy places the organism in Eukaryota, Metazoa, Annelida, Polychaeta, Sabellida, Oweniidae. The record is from the annotation of a GenBank genome assembly.